Chaetura pelagica (chimney swift) is the source of this 891-nucleotide messenger RNA. RefSeq names its product sulfotransferase family, cytosolic, 1B, member 1 (gene SULT1B1). Lineage: Eukaryota; Metazoa; Chordata; Aves; Apodiformes; Apodidae. Gene Ontology annotation, biological process: sulfation. The transcript is spliced from 7 exons. Gene Ontology annotation, cellular component: cytoplasm. The record is from RefSeq and is a predicted model, not a curated record. Gene Ontology annotation, molecular function: sulfotransferase activity. The coding region runs from base 1 to 891 and encodes 296 amino acids.
AUGGCCAAUCCAGACACCUACCUGCGUCAGCCCUUGCUCACAGUGCACGGCAUCCCCAUGGUCAAUGCCUUUGCCCACAACUGGGAGCGCAUCGACACCUUCCAGAGCCGCCCGGAGGACAUUGUGGUGGUCACCUUCCCCAAAUCUGGCACCACCUGGGUCACGGAGAUCGUGGACAUGAUCCUGCAAGGUGGCGACCCCGAGAAAUGCAGACGGGACAUCAUCAGCAAGAGGGUGCCCAUGCUGGAGUUCUCUGCACUCGGGGAAAUGCCAGCAGGGACAGACCUGCUGGCCACCAUGCCCUCGCCCCGUGUGGUGAAGACCCACCUUCCCGCACAUAUCCUGCCCAAAUCCUUCUGGAAAAACCACUGCAAGAUGAUCUACGUGGGGCGCAAUGCCAAGGAUGUGGCUGUCUCCUACUACCAUUUUGACCUGAUGAACAAGUUCCAGCCACACCCUGGGACAUGGUCCCAGUACCUGGAGGAGUUCAUGGCUGGCAGAGUGGCAUAUGGCUCCUGGUACGACCAUGUCAAGGACUACUGGGAGCGGAGGAAGGAUCACCCCAUCCUCUACCUCUUCUAUGAGGACUUGAAGGAGGACCUCCACCGGGAGAUUGCCAAGGUGGCCCAGUUCCUGGGGAGGGAGCUGCCAGAGGCAGCCCUGGAUGCCAUUGCCCGACACACCUCCUUUGAGGCCAUGCGGGACAACCCCACCACUAACUACACCAUGGUACCCUCCCACCUCAUGGACCAUGGCAUCUCUCCCUUCAUGCGCAAAGGCACCACUGGAGACUGGAAGAACCACUUCACUGUGGCCCAGAGCGAGCGCUUUGACCAGGACUACGCGGAGAAGAUGUCGGGCACCGACCUGCGCUUCCGCACCCAGAUUUGA